AUGGAUAUUGACAAGAAGUCUGAGAGGAGCCAUGAGCUUGGCCUUAAGUACUUAGAGGCCAGACACCAAGAAAUCAUCGUGGUCAAGGAGGAAGAAUCUCGGAAACAGAAGGUGCAAGCUGUACUUCUGCACGAGAAAAAUGACCAGCUUGAGGACCAGCUGUCUCAGCUGAACUAUCGCAUGAAGACGAUUUCAUUCGACUACGAAGAUGCGCGCAUCAAGCUGGAUAGCAUGGAACUAAAAUGCCAGGAACAAGAAAAGCAGUUGCGCGCGCAGGUCCGCGAGCAUUCUACUCUGCGGACGGAACUGAUGUCACUCAGCAGUGUGACCCAGGACUCUACCAAGGUGUUGACAGAGAAACUUGCUCUGUCUCGUGAGAUUUCAGUUCUGAAGCCCGAAGUGGAGCAUCUGAGGUCCCAAUUGGCACACCAAAAGGAUGUGCUGGCUGAGAAGCUGGCGCUCGAACGACAGCUAAACACGCUCGAGCUUGAGCUGGCUAACGAAAAACGGGCGGCACAACGAGCAGCUCAACGACAGGAAAGCCAGGAGAGCGAGAUGGAAAAAGAGCUCCGCCAGCAGGUACAGGAUCUCGAAAAGAAGGUCGCCAGCGAGAGACGCGCCAAGGACGCGCAAAUGGAGUCCAAAACCGAAAUGCAACAACGGAUCCAGGAGCUCGAGGCGCAGUUGGGGCAGGAAACCCAGACAGCCGAGCAACGGAUGAGCAAGGAAGGCAGCAAAGCCACCGAGAAGCUCAAGAAUGCGAUAAAUGAUCUAGAGAGGGCGCUGGAGGGCGAGAAGCGCGAAAGCCAGCGUAUCCGAAAGGAGGCCGAGACGGAAUUAUCCGAAGCACGCAGCCAAACUGAGGCUCUUGAGCAGCGAGUAGCAGACCUCAAGGCGAAGUUGCGCGAAGUCCGGGACGAGCUCAAAGCCGCUCGUGUAGAGCUGGCAACGACCAAAGAGAGCGUGAACCACAUUCCCGAUAUUCCCAAGAAGACGGCCAAGACAACGACAAAGUUACAGACACAAGCGCAGCGGAAGCGGCGAGGCGCUGAACAAACCGGCCCAGAGCUCCUCCUCCAGACGCCCGGCAUUGGCGACGAAGGGCGAAUGAAGCGGCCGCUUAAGAAGAGGGGCUUUGACCGCAUAGUUGCUGUUGAGAAGUCGAACUUUUCCAUCACGCCGUUCCUCAACAAGACGGCGAGCAUGGCGGAAGACGACGUGGAGGCCGAGCCAGCCGGGCCAUCUGAAACAGAAGGCCUGGUGCCAGGGCCAGAAUCAGACGAAGCGGCAGCAUCAGCACCGGAAGACGAAGGCGAGUCAGAGUUGCAAGAUUCAAUCCUGGGUACGACCGUGACGUCGUCCAUAGCUCUGCCUUCUGUCGACGUCCCAGCAAUCGCUGCGGUAAAGUCGAAAAAGGCCGACGGUGGCGAAGCCCCCAAAAGACGUGGACGGCCACCCAAGGAGAAGGUGCUGGGUGAGAUGCUGGCAUUGAAGAAAAUUGUGCAAGUCUCGGCGUCCAGCGGAAAGGAGAGCACGGUGGCAAGAGAAGGGCCGGCUGCAGAGGCAUCUAACGAACAGGAGAACCGGCCUCCCAUCAAGGCAGCAGUGGCGAAGAAGGUGCUGGGAGCCGUAGGAUCGGUGACAACGAAAGUUGUAGCUGAGCCGGAGCCCAAGAAGAAGAAGCGGAAGAUUCUGGGCGCCAGCAACAGCACCAUCUUUAAUGAUGACGACGAUGCAGGUGUAAAGGGUAGUGUGGUGGAAGAAGCAGUAGCAGGAGCAUCCGGACCGACGGUCAAGCGCACAGCUAAGGCGCUAGGUGGCACGCGGCCUAUGGCGACCGGAGCAGGCAAGCGGACGAUGUUGGGUGGUGUUCGAAAUGCUUUUGGGGCUGUCGGUGGCGGCUUUUCACCAUUGAAGAGAGACCGACGUGGAGUAAACGCAAGUUUCCUUGCUUGA
Messenger RNA from Grosmannia clavigera kw1407, 1956 nucleotides. Its product is annotated as viral a-type inclusion protein. The transcript has 3 exons. The record is from RefSeq and is a predicted model, not a curated record. Bases 1 to 1956 code for a protein of 651 amino acids. NCBI's taxonomy places the organism in Eukaryota, Fungi, Ascomycota, Sordariomycetes, Ophiostomatales, Ophiostomataceae.